AUCGCACAGACACUCCCACUGAUGCAAAUGAGAACGCGGAUCUCCAUCGUGUGCGGUCGACGCUCCGGCGCGUUUCAUAACACGCCUGAGCUCGAUCCGGUGGUGUGCGCUCAUGUUGCCGGCAGCAGCAGUCACGCGAACCCGGGCCGAGGUGCACCUCAGGCGGCUACUCACCGGCCGAAGACCGCGGCUCCCCCUUCGCGCCUCGGCGGUCAGCCAAGUCCAGCAUACGCAGGUGGACGUGGGAGCUCGACAUGUACACUCAGAAGGACGUGGGGCUUGUUCGGGACGGGACAGCGGUGGGGUAUCUGUGGACUUUGAGCACACCCGGGAGGCUUAUAAGAGCAAGGACUCGUUGGAGCUCCUGAGAAGUCUGAUGGUUCUCAAGAUGUGCUCCUUUGACUUCCUGGUUGAUAAGAAUCAAGAGAUAAUGGAUUUCGGGAAGAAGGUGUUGGGUCAGAAAGCCUUUGAUCAGCUGAUGAAGAUGACGUUUUACGGGCAGUUUGUAGCCGGCGAGGAUCACAAGGCCAUCAGGCCGCUCAUCCAGAAGAACCUGGCCUUCGGCGUGGGCUCCGUGCUGGACUACAGUGUGGAGGAGGAUAUCGGCCAGGGGGAGGAGGAGCCACAGCCAGCAAUGCGCUCAAGUGGCCCCCGUGCAGACAAAGGCGGCGGUGACGACGACAGAUUGACAGUUGGUGGAUCCCAAACAUACUUCUAUGCAGAUGAGAGCAAAUGCGACCAACAUAUGGAAACAUUUCUUAAAUGUAUCCGGGCAUCUGGUGGGAGCUCAAUGGACGGCUUCUCUGCCAUCAAAAUGACCGCCCUGGGCCGACCUCAGUUCCUGCUCCAGCUCUCUGAGGUCCUCGUGAAAUGGCGACGAUUUUUCAGCUUCCUCGCAUCCAAGCAGGAUCAAGAUGGCAUCGAUGUCUUGGAGCAAAAGUUGAAUCUUAAACAGAUGCAGGAAUUUUUGAGCGGCGUGGGUGCAAAAGAUGACUUCUGCAGUGUGGUGCCUGCACAGAAAAGGGAAACUUCAGGCACUAUUGACCUCCUCGAAUGGGAUCGCAUCUUUGAUGACAGAGCCAAUUUGGCGCAACUGCUUGUUGUCCCAAACGUUCAGCUCGGUGAACUGCAGCCUCUGCUGAAAGACUUCACCGCGGAGGAGGAGGGCCAAAUGAAGAGGAUAUUGCAGCGCAUGGAUACUUUAGCCCAGCAUGCAGUCAAGAACGGUGUCCGCUUGAUGGUGGAUGCAGAACAGACCUACUUGCAACCGGCCAUCAGCAGGCUAACACUGGAAAUGCAGAAAGUUUACAACAAAGACAAGCCGGUCAUCUUCAACACCUACCAAUGCUACUUGAAGGACGCUUUUGACAAGGUAACGUUGGAUGUCGAGUUAUCUCGACGCGAGGGCUGGCACUUUGCCGCCAAGCUGGUACGAGGGGCCUACAUGCACCAAGAGCGGGAGAGGGCAUUGGAAUUGGAUUACGAGGACCCCAUCAACCCUGACUAUGAGACUACCAACGCAACGUACCACAAAUGUUUGGAUUACAUUCUGGAUGAGAUCGCCCUCCGCAGGAAGGUCAACGUCAUGGUGGCCUCCCAUAAUGUGGACACAGUGAAACACACGCUACAGAGAAUGAACGAGCUCGCUUUGUUGCCCAGGGAAAACAAAGUGUUCUUUGGCCAGCUUCUGGGCAUGUGCGAUCAGAUCAGCUUCCCUCUAGGCCAGGCAGGCUUUCCGGUCUACAAGUACGUCCCCUACGGCCCGGUGAAUGAGGUGAUGCCUUACCUGAGUCGGAGAGCCCAGGAGAACCGAGGCUUCAUGAAAGGCGCCCAAAAGGAGAGAGAGCUGCUGUGGAAGGAGCUCAAACGCAGAUUGGCCUCCAGGGAGCUUCUCUACAGACCCGUCUACUGAAAGCGGUCCGAACUGACGACGUCAACUGAAAGAAACGGUGUUGUUCAGUGAACCUAUGAAUGACGAAAUGUGAGGACUCACUGGGCCAAAUGAACGGAUCUGACUGCAUCUGUACCCAUGGAAUCUCCCUGGCGGCAAUCUGAUGAGAGCCGAUGAGUAAACAAAUGAGUCCUGGGAGUAAACACAACAGAUGGGACAGACGAUGACUAAUCUCACCGGCCUGAGCCGAGACGCGGCGUACCACGGAUAAUAAAACGCAAUGGAGGGGCGGAAUGGAAAGUGUGUGACUGAAAAUGUGUAUAUUUCACACAGUGGACUCAAUCAUCUUCAAUCAUCUUCACUGAUUCAAAGGGAUUCAAAUCAUCUGCAUACUUUUGAUUCUUUUCCAGGCAGUCAUCAUUACUGAAAAGUUUGUUUGAGAGCAACUACUUUUCGCUGAGAGUGAAGCUGUCAAGGGGGCAAUACCACGCCAAAGUCGAGGGCAACCCCAAACUUUGUUAUUUUAAUGAGCUUGGAUGCCA
This is a messenger RNA of Hippocampus zosterae (dwarf seahorse), 2433 nucleotides long. It is a transcript of the gene prodhb, whose product is annotated as proline dehydrogenase (oxidase) 1b. The coding region runs from base 113 to 1912 and encodes 599 amino acids. Gene Ontology annotation, molecular function: FAD binding; proline dehydrogenase activity. Lineage: Eukaryota; Metazoa; Chordata; Actinopteri; Syngnathiformes; Syngnathidae. The record is from RefSeq and is a predicted model, not a curated record. The transcript is spliced from 15 exons. Gene Ontology annotation, cellular component: mitochondrion.